CCCGCAGAGACUCCAUCGAUCGUAAGCGCGGGCACGGCCAUUGUGUAAAAAGGAUCCAUGACGCUCGGAUAGUGCGCGCUGAGGAGCCGGACGCGUAGUCUCCCCAAGUUCGUCCUCUUGUGAUAUUUAGACUGUGCCAAUAUUUAGAAACGAGGAAACGAAGCCAGAACUACCAUGGAGGACGACCAGCAGUUCUGUCUCAGGUGGAACAACCACCAAAGUACGCUCAUACAAAACUUCGACACACUCCUCGAAAGCGGAACGCUGGUCGACUGCACCUUGGCAGCGGAGGGGAAGACUCUGAAGGCCCAUAAAGUAGUCCUCUCCGCGUGCAGUCCAUACUUUGAGUGCCUCCUCAGCGAACACUAUGACAAGCAUCCAGUCUUCAUACUCAAAGAUGUUAAAUUCAAGGAACUUAAGGCGAUGAUGGAUUAUAUGUAUAGGGGGGAAGUCAACAUUUCCCAAGACCAAUUGGCAGCACUCCUCAAAGCCGCUGAGUCUUUGCAAAUUAAGGGCCUUUCGGAAAGUAAAACGGCUGGUAGUAGUAAGACAGAGUCCAGACCACAGAAAACCGUCUCACAACCAACAGCACCAUCGUUAGACAUUCCACACGCGUCUUCCGGUCUGACGAUAGAAAAGAACAAAGUUCCUAGGCAAAGUAUGGCACAAGCUCCUGUGGGGGAUUUACCGGAGGAUACGGCUAGUCCUCGAGAGCCGAAGAGGCUCGGCUCGAGUAGAGAAGGCUCGCAAAGUCCAACCACGAGAAAAAGAACCAGGUUUCGAAGAAGAAGUUUGGGCGAAGAUAAUACGAUAGAGAACCAAGAUGCAUCGAAUUCCAGUGACAUGCCUCAACAAAUGGGUGUGCCGGCGCUUGGAAUCGCGCCUGUGGCAGACGAAAAAGUACAUUCAGAUCCAACAGAUUCUCUCGGCAGGUCAGCUUUGAUGACGCAGCUGACGAAACCCGCCGACGAGAUGUUACAGCUGCCACUCGAAAAGCCCGAGCCAAAUGAUAAUCUCAUCGAGCCAAAGUCUGAAUACCUAGAUGAAUCUGAGGAAUGCGUCGAAGACCUGACGCUGGACGACGAUAUGAACGAUCUAAAUGACAUGGAGCAGGAUAACAACCGAGCUGGACCAUCUCACGACUCCGCCCAACACACCUCAAGCCUUGCGUGGCACGUCACUGGUGACCGAAGUAACGCGGGGGGUGUUGUGGGCUCAGUGGCAGGAGGCGGGGACGAGGUGUUUUUAGCAGCUCAGGAUGUCGCACAACAACAGGCUCAGCGCGACUCACAAGCUUAUCGGAAGAUGUACAUGGGCGAUCAGGUUCUCGGCUACACUUGCACCAUGUGCAGUAAGUUCUACAAGAUGUGGAGCAAUUACCUAAAGCACAAGUGCGAACCGCCACAGUUCAAGUGUCCGCUAUGCCCGUUUGCCGCCUUCAAGGCCUUCAUCCUACACGCUCAUCAAGCUGAGCAGCACUUCAAGGUCACCUCGCCCAACACUUGAACGUCCCACGACAGGAUGGAUCGGGGAGGAAUUGUCGAAUUGCCUUAGUCGUCAUUAUGGUUCUUCGUGGCUGAUGCGUUAUGUGACUCAACUUGAAAAUUUGCAGCUCCGACAAAAGGAUCUAUGAGUGACCCGUUUCGAGAUCUCGACGACCCUUUUUUUCUAAGUAGUUGCGAUUAGAGUCCUGAGAGAAAGCGUUCUCUUUUUCUGAAGAAUAUAUUUUUCAUAAACUCUCGUAAGCUUGUAAGCUACAAAGACGAUGAUGCAUGUAGAUUUCGAGUUCUUAAUAUAGAAUGACUCGAUGUAUUGUAUUAGUUAAUAAUCAGCAAUCGGCGCAUUUUUGUCACGUGAUGGAAGGAAACUCGGAUCUCAUAGAUGGACGAUGCACAUAAAUUUCUGAGAGAUUGUACAAGAACCGAAAAAGUCCUCUCGUUUGUAGUAGAUCUUUUUUUCUCCUGACGCUUUGUUAUAUGUAAUCACGCAAAUACUAUAAUAAUAAUAAUGACCGAGGUUGCAAAAGUAUAAUGCAAAGGUAUAUAAAGUAACGAAUAAUGUAGUUUAAUCUACAGUAAACUAUAAAAAAGACUGAGUGACAAUAAUAAGGCUUGUACAAGAUGCGUUAUUUCAUUCAUCUUACGCUUUUCAAUAUUGUAUACAUGUUUACACACAUGCUUUUCUUUGUGAUUAAAAGGACACGAUAAGGAAACGUUCAUCUCUCAUCAGAAAGAAUAAAGUGUAUAAAUGAAUAUUCUGUUCCAUAAUUCACUAUUGGAAUUUGAUGAUAGAUAUUGUUGCCAACAUUAUACACAUUAUUGAUUGCACUUUAGCUGCAUAAUCAAUCUCAAAAUUUUAUCUCGGCACCGAGUGCCAGCCGUUUAAUGCGAAACACAUAAAGAUACCGUAUACUCCAUAAUAUUUAUAAAUGCAUGUAUUUUCGUAAUAAUACCAACAAUAAAGUGUCAGAAAAGUAUUAAAAAUGAAA
Molecule: messenger RNA, 2488 nt
Organism: Nylanderia fulva
Lineage: Eukaryota; Metazoa; Arthropoda; Insecta; Hymenoptera; Formicidae
Source: RefSeq, a predicted model, not a curated record